Phycodurus eques (leafy seadragon) is the source of this 2911-nucleotide messenger RNA. RefSeq names its product inhibitory synaptic factor 2Ab (gene insyn2ab). Gene Ontology annotation, cellular component: postsynaptic density. The transcript is spliced from 6 exons. Bases 236 to 1630 code for a protein of 464 amino acids. NCBI's taxonomy places the organism in Eukaryota, Metazoa, Chordata, Actinopteri, Syngnathiformes, Syngnathidae. Gene Ontology annotation, biological process: inhibitory postsynaptic potential. The record is from RefSeq and is a predicted model, not a curated record.
UCCACUCAAUCAUGAAUGCACAGGGAUUGCAGCAGCAGCAGCAGCAGCAGCAGCAGCAGCAGCACCGCGAGAUGGAGAUCUCCGCUGUGAGUGCCUGUACUAGCUGUCACUGCACUGGCUGCCUCUCUCGCUGGACGCAAGCACGGCGCCUGAUGAACGCACGGAUGGACACUUGGUACACGGGGGAGAGGCGCUCGCUUGUCCUUUGCACCUCUGAUCUGUGUCUCAAGGAAAUAUGGUGAGUAAAGAGGACAACAAAUGCAUGGUUGCGUCAGACUUCGAUGAUUCCGAUUCAGACACGGGCCUCGCACACAACCUUGAUGCACAGCAGGUGAAGAAGAAAAACAAGGCCUUGCAGGUGCGGUUUCAGGAUAUUUGUGAAGCACAGAAUGAGUUUAAAGGAAAACACACCAGAUCCAUUUCUUGUAAAGUGACACAUCGACAGUACUUGACCAUGCCAGCCAGACGAUCCAUCCCAAAUGUGACAAGGAGUACGGGUGUACAGACAUCGCCGGAGCUGACUAAACGAUACAAGACUUUUCCCUUUGAGAGGAAAAAGGGACACACAUUUAAACACACUGCUUUAGUGGAAGAUUACAGAGGACAAAACAAUGGAUUUUUGAGUGAUAUAAAAGCAGUCGGAGAGGACGGGCAACCCAUCGGGGUAUCUUCUAAGUGCCAGGGUAAAAUUGUGGGACAGACUAAAGCUUUGCUUCAUCAAACUGAUGACAGCAGCGAUACAGAGGAUUUGAUUUGUGACGCCAACUGUGUGGAUGGACCCUCUUGUACAGACUCACAUUUCUCACAAGAAUCCCGUCUGAGCAACCCUUCCUCCAAAAGUGAACCGGAGCACCAGGAUUGCAGGACAAGGACCAAACACAAAGGAUUAGCCCGGGAAGAUACGGAUGCUGGUGCUUCCUCCAAGCGUCAGCUGGCUACCUCUGAGCUUGUACAGGACCGCUCAAAGGGCCGGGGCCCGGUUGCAUGGAAUUCUUUAACCCAAGUGGAGUCUUUAGGAAGUCCCUCUAAGGCUUGUAAAAGAAAGAAAGGACCGCAGUUGAGCGAGCAGCAGUCACAGACGCUUCCCCACAGCGCCAAAUGCUCGGCGCAGUCACAAGGAUCGUGUCGGACAAAACAUGCGUCGGCGUCCUCCAAACUGCAGGGCACGCCAGGGACGGUUGAGGGCCUUCCCUCUGGAAAUACCGGUGCGCCGGGCGUGGGCAGCGGCCAGCAGAUAAUUCCCUUAUCUGACGACAAGGAUAUCAAAGCACAGCUCCAGGCGAUGGAGACGCUAAUCAACUCCAGCCAGGAGACCAUUAAGGUCCUGCUUGGAGUUAUUCAGGAGUUGGAGAAAGGUGAAGCACAGCGAGAUGGGCUCACCUACCGAACAGGACAAGACACAGCGAACUGUGACACUUGUCGAAACAGUGCAUGCAUCAUUUACAGUGUGGAGCUGGACUUCAAGCUGCAGGAGGACAAGCUGCAGCCCCUGAUGAAGAGACUUUGCCCCCAGGACAGCCAACAAUGUCCCACCCUGCCUUACUCCAACGAAGUCUUCACAUCCACUCCCAAACGCAAAUCCAAGUCUGACUCUAAGAAGCACGCCCGCUGGAAACUGUGGUUCCUUUGAACGGAACAUGAAUGCUUUGGAAACGGCCUUUUACUGGGCGCACUAGUACCCCAUGCUUGUCUCAAAAUGGAUGAAAGAAUAUUCCGGAGGAGGGAUCAAGCCAAGACGAUGGAUAACAGAACAGUAGAGAACCGUUCAUUUUUGGGGUUCUGAGCUGAGACUGCACGUCAAGUCAGCGGGGAGAAAACAAAACAAAAAAACUAAAUAUAUAUUUUCAAACUGUGCCAAACAUUUUCCUGGCAUGUUAGCUGGAGAGGAUGGAUGAACACCUGCAAAUCUAGCAUACUGCUUGGCAACAAGAAGAGGUGCCACGUGAAGGGCCUUUCAUUCGUGAAGGUGUUAUCUUUGAAUGGACACCACCUCUGGCAAAGCACAACAACUGACUAUUUAUUUAUGAGGAGCACGUGUCAAGGACUGAAGUCCAGCACAGUACUUCCUACUCAGCCCGCCUCUUUUUCCUCUUCCAUCCCUUCUUUUUUCAGUUCAGCACCUUGUACAAAUAACGAACCAACAUCGCCUUAGAUAUAAUGUUUAGCCCACCACCCCCCACCCCCCUUAAUGGAUGAUACAUGGAGUUGAGAAUGUAUGUAUAUUUUUGCGCAUUGGGUGUUUUUACUGCACCGUAAAGUAUCUUCUGCAGGCUCGGCUGAGAGGCUACAUGAUGGAUAAAUAUGCGUGAAUUUUGUAGUUUUAUGGCUCAGAUGCAAUGAGGUACAGUGGAGGUUAUUAAGUUAUGGUUAUAAAAAUAGUCGCACACGUACGACUGGACCAGCCGUAAAAACAACCUGCAGAAUAUACAACGCGCAAAUACAGCCACUGCCUAUACUUUAUAUUAUAAUCUACAUAUUUAUAGCAAAGAUGAGGACAUUUUGGCAGAAACAAGGCGUGAGUGAGCCUCUCCUUAAUUUUUUAAAAUGGUAUUUUCUGGAUGAGCUCACAUUUUUAACAACACGUGCAUACAUAUUUGUAUUUUUAGGAUGAUGUGAUGCUUCGGAAGUCCCAGCGGCAAGUAAAGGUUGUUUCUGAAAGUCCUUUUUGUUGUCGUGAGAAUGGUUUAUUGUUACUUGGCAGGUACACUUUUUCUGAGGGAAUUGCACGAGGACACUAGUGUCGGGAUAUAUUGUACUGUAAUGCCGCUUUCCUCCUGCAGAGGCAACAGUGAGUAGAAAUCAACUCAUCAUACAAACAGGGCUCCGAAAUGACAGUAGAUGUUUUAAUGUGAAUUGACUGUUAUUCUUCGAGUUUUCAUCCACGUGGACAUCGCAACAUUCUCUUACGGUG